UUUAGGACUGAAAGCGCAUCGGUGACUUUCCAGGUGUUUAAAAAUCUCUCCCAUUUUCUUUCUUUUCGUCGUGUUUCUCUCACAAUUUCUCGGUCUACGUAAUAUUUCUGUGUUUGAGUGCAGCUUGAAUAUUUAUAUUGCGUGCUACUGUUUGGAUAAAUGCGAGAAUAGCAAAAAUGAGAAGUCAUUUCGUCCGGUAUUCCCUAUUCGGUAUUUCGGUAUUCAUCUCGAUCCUUCUAUUAUUCUGGAUCGAAAACGUCGACGGAAUUCAAAUAUGGGACAUGCAGACAGGACGUGCUCCGCUCUGGGAAAGAUUCACGUGGAAGACGAUGGACUUUGCUUAUCCGGAUCAGCGUAGCAGAAAGUUAGCGAUUGCGAGCGGCGAAUACAUCCCGGAGAAUUCUCUGCCUGUCGGCAUCGAGAUUUGGAGGAACAAGCUCUUCGUCACGGUGCCAAGGUGGCGAGAUGGAAUACCAUCUACGUUGAAUUAUAUACCGUUGGACGUUAAUCAAGGUGUGUCGCCAAAGCUUAUACCUUAUCCGAGUUGGUCCCAGAACAGGGCUGGUGCCUGCGGCAGCGGAUUGACUACCGUCUACAGGAUUCACGCAGAUGCAUGUGAUAGACUGUGGGUGUUAGAUACCGGGACUAUAGGAAUCGGUGAAACUACUAUGCAAGCCUGUCCUUAUACUUUGAAUGUAUUUGACUUGAAAACUGAUAAAAUUAUAAGGCAAUACAGGCUCAGACCAGAAGACAUCAAUCAGAAUACCUUUAUCGCCAAUAUCGCGGUUGAUCUGGGAAAAAACAGUUGCGAGGAUGCCUUCGCUUACAUGUCCGACGAACUCGGCUAUGGUUUGAUCGUAUAUUCCUGGCAGCAAAAUACAUCCUGGCGAAUAACGCAUAGCUACUUCAUGCCGGAUCCCCUAGCGGGCGAUUAUAAUAUCGGAGGCUUGAACUUCCAAUGGGGAGAGGAAGGUAUUUUUGGUAUGAGUCUGACACCGAUAAAAUCAGAUGGCUAUCGGACUCUCUUCUUCCAUCCCCUCAGCAGCUAUCGGGAAUUUGCGGUAUCCACGAGAAUCUUGAGAGACCAGCAGUUGUCUCAAAACAGCUAUCAUGAAUUUCAGGUGUUGCCGUCAAGAGGACCGCUAUCUCAUUGCACGGCGUCUGUGAUGGACGAGAACGGACUUCAAUUCUUUAAUUUGAUUGAUCAAAAUGCGGUUGGCUGUUGGAAUUCCAUGCUACCAUACACACCAAUCAAUCAAGCAGUUAUCGCCAGACACGACGAGGCUAUGAUAUUCCCAGCAGACAUCAAGGUGAAACACGACUUGCUCUGGAUUAUAUCGGAUCGUAUGCCGAUAUUUUUGCUGUCGACUCUAAAUUACACGGAUGUGAACUUUAGAAUACUUACGACACCGGUUCAAGCAGCGAUAGCGAGAACGGUCUGCGACAACGUGCCGUUGAGAUAUGUCAGCAAUAAGAUGUGGUGGAAUUGAUAAUUUUUUGCGUGUGUUGAUAUCUACACUCGAUAAUAUAAUCAUUAAUAAUUUGAAAAAAAAUGAUAAUCAAAAACAUUUGUCUGAAAACGAUUAUCACGAGUUUCGGGUAUUGCAGUUUCAAUUUUUUGUAUUUGUUUAAUAAUUAUUCGAUAAAUUUUUCGCAUCUUGUCUUUUGGCCAGUUUAUCUAAACUUUCUCGCAUAAUUGUUGCAAUAAAGAAAGCCUUUAUUGUUUUAUUGUUUUAUGCAUUUAUAAAUAUAUAAUGUUACAUACUUUAAGAAAUAAAAAUAUUUUUCGAAUGCUAUUUGAAAUUCGUGUAUCAAGAAGAUGCAACAAGAAAUAAAAGGUAUUUCCUCGUU
Messenger RNA from Cataglyphis hispanica, 1851 nucleotides. It is a transcript of the gene Y-y, whose product is annotated as protein yellow-like. Gene Ontology annotation, cellular component: extracellular region. The coding region runs from base 177 to 1490 and encodes 437 amino acids. The transcript is spliced from 7 exons. NCBI's taxonomy places the organism in Eukaryota, Metazoa, Arthropoda, Insecta, Hymenoptera, Formicidae. The record is from RefSeq and is a predicted model, not a curated record.